This is a messenger RNA of Trachemys scripta elegans, 6153 nucleotides long. Its product is annotated as zinc finger protein 345-like. Gene Ontology annotation, biological process: regulation of transcription by RNA polymerase II. The record is from RefSeq and is a predicted model, not a curated record. Bases 2641 to 4434 code for a protein of 597 amino acids. Gene Ontology annotation, molecular function: RNA polymerase II cis-regulatory region sequence-specific DNA binding; DNA-binding transcription factor activity, RNA polymerase II-specific. Lineage: Eukaryota; Metazoa; Chordata; Testudines; Emydidae. The transcript has 3 exons.
GAGAAUUUUUGCCCUGAGUCCUUGUCCUAGACCUGGGGGUGAGGGAGGUGGGAAGGGGGUUAGGAGUCCCACACAGUGAUCUGCUGAAGAGGAUUCUGGCCCCCUCCUUUCUGAACUGUGCUUCUGGUGUCAUUGAGACCAGUGUUAAUCCGGAGUCAUGGCAAGGAAAGACAAGGAGUGACUCCAGAUGAACAGUUGGGCCAAUGAGAUCAGCACCAGUCCCUGUGGUGAGGUGGUUUCAUUAGCUGCUCCCCCCCAGAGAGCUCUGGUUGUUGCUAAAGGAGGGAAGCUGCUCAAACGCUCUGUCCCCCUCUGCUCAGGAUAUUGGGGUUCAGCUUCCUGGGUCAGACACUGCAGCCUCCGCUGUGAUCUGGGAGACCAGGCUUAGCAGCUGCUGCUCCAUGGGGGUCUGCGAGGAAGUGACCUUAAUUAAAGCUUCUUCUCUGCCCAUCAAGUUGAGCCCUUUCUCCAGCUGGUACUAGCCCCCUAGGGCAGCCAUAGGCCCUGUAAAUACUAAAUUCUGAGCCAGAGACUCCAGGUAAUCGAGAGGGACCUCAGGGAAAGUGCUGGGAUCUGGCAUGAAAGUGAUUCUCUCCUCGUUUCUCCUCCCAUCUGCAAUUGUCAGGAGAAAAUCCACCCAUGGGGGAGCAAAGAACCCAGGAAUGGGGCUUUCCCAGCCAGAGGGGCAGGGAGAGGGGACUGGGUAAAGGAGAUAGAAGGGGAAAGAGAGACUGAAAGGGAAGUGGGAGAAAAGUGGGGAGAGAGUUUCCAGGACUCUGAUCUGCGCAGACACAGGUAUUGCAGCACUCCUGGGCAGUGUCACUUUUCUGUGGACAAGAUGAGGUUCAGAGAGAGGAAAAGCCAGUUCCUGACUCCAUAUCCCCACCAGCUGGGGUGUGGCUGCCACAUUGUCAUUGUCAGUGGGAAUCUCCCCAAGUCAUUCCUUUGGUUCUGCUCUUUUCUAAUAAAGACUUUGUUACUGGAAAGGCUUAGAAAUGUCUCUGUGAGCUUAGACUGGCAGGUGGGGCCAGGUCUACACUGUAACAAAGAGAUCAAGCAAUUUCCCGGCAUGGGAAUCUGGGGUGUCUGUCUGCAGGGAAAGGGCCUGGGGGUAUCGUGCUGUGAAAUGAACUAAACAGGGCCGGCGCUACCAUUAAGGCGAACUAGGCGGUUGCCUAGGGCACCAAGAUUUGGGGGCGCCAAAAAGCGGUGCCCCCAAUUUUGUUUUUUACAGUGUUCCCAGUCUGGGCUGCCGGCGGCGCGCUGACACAUGCAGCUCAGAGUCCAUACAAAUCACAUAACUCAGAACCACCCCUACCAGGCGAACCAUUUCCCUAGCCACUGCCAAUGACCAUUCUUCUUAUGACUAGAAACGCUUUCUGAUAACAGCAAUAAAAUGUACGUGGCAGAGACACCGAACCCCAAAGUCGGCUGUCCAAACAUUCCUUCUGUUUUCGUGGACCCUGAACGCCCUUUUCCCGACCUCCCAUGGGAAUACACGGGGUGGAGAAAGGGAGGAGGAUGGGGGUGGCAAACCUGCGAGGACUCAUAAGUGGCCUAGAUUCUAGGAACAGACCCAUGAGGGUUCAGAAGUGGAAAUGCCCUACUUUGUGGAAGGGGAAACAACCCACCUACAUAGGGCUGUGUCGUGGGGUAGAUACACCUGGUGAAGGGGUGUCUGGUCAUGUAGAGUCAGCGGGGAGCUUACGUCUCAGCUGCCAGAGUCUCCCUGAUGGCCUAACCCAGAAAACAGGAGAGCGUGACCUAGCGGUUGGGGAGCUGCCACCCCUGUGUGGGGUUAGCCGCAGGAGGUAGGGAGAGCAGGGCCCACCCUGCUCCUCCGGGUCCCAGCCCAGGGACUGAACAGUGGUGUGUGUCAGCGGGGAUCCAGCUGUAACGUGCUGACCAAUUUCUUGGUCCUAUGACUUGGACUUCAGGAUCUAUUUCCCCUGGGCCUCUUCCUACCCAUCUCAGUCCCUUCCUGGGUCACUGCAAAUUGUCCCGUGUCCACCUGGGGUUUGGUGUGCCUGGCGUCUGUGGACAGGGGGUCCCACAGAUCCCUGGAGAGCAGCUCGCAAUAUGCAUCCUUCCUCCUGGGCAGUCCAGCCCGACAAAGCUCUGCUGCUUUCCUUUAUAUCCUGUCUCCAGGCUGGGCGUGCCUUGCAGGACAGUGGGGUGUGGUUUCCUCAGCCUGCAAUGCACAGCUAACCCCAGCAUGGCCAAUGUGGAGUAGAUAGAUCUCAUCAUAGGUACGGAAAACUCACCAGACUCCCAGUGCUGGAGCCUGAGCCGACUAACCAGCGGCUGCUGUGAGAUAUGAAGGGGGCACCCACCAGUGAGGCGUAGGGGACAUCUCUCUCCUCUCAUAUCCAGCUCCUCACAACAAGAAGCAUGUUGGGCUUCCUUCUCCGGAGCUCUCCCUGCACCCUGCUAGGGGCUCCACCUCCUAUGUCAGUCUGUGGCUAGUAGGGGUGUGAUGGAUCUGCUGGGAGAGACAAGGGGCUCUCUCUGUCCCCUCACCCUGGUGGUUCCUGGAUGGGAAAGCAGAGAUCUGGAUGGGGAUAGGACUGUGUUGACCAUGAGCCUCCCAGAGCUUCCAUUUGAUGGGCUCCUCUUCCCCCACGAAUAGUGGGGCUGUGAAUGGGGCAGCAGAUACUCAGUGUUGGACUCUUGCUCUUUCAGGGACCGGUGACCUUCGAGGAGGUGGCUGUGUAUUUCACCAGGGAAGAGAGGGACGUCAUGCAGGAGAACUAUGAGAAUGUGACUUUGCUGGGGUUUCCCGUUUCCAGACCUGAUGUGAUCUCCCAGCUGGAACAGGGGGAAGAGCCGUGGGUCCCAGACCUCCAGGGUUCAGGGGAAAAAGAGAUCCUAAGACUUCCCUGCACAGCAGGUGAGGUGAUGGUGAGUGAGAAUGAGGUGCAAAAGUCUCAGCAGGAAGAUGCUGCGCAAGUGGAAUCACAUGGAGCAUUAUCGCAAAGAUCCGAAGGGGAUGUGUCCAGGAGUCAUGAGGAGGGACAAUCCUGUGAGAUUCAGCAGACACCAGAGAGAGAGCAGGGAAACCAGCCAGGGGAGAAAUUGGAGAAAUUAAUUUGCUCUCAGGGAACUCACAAGGACCUGAAGGAAACCACAGCCCAGCAGAAAAUCCUCAGGAGAACGAAAAAAAAUACAUGCCCCGAGUGUGGGAAAAACUUUAGUCACUGCUCAACCCUUACUAAACAUCGGAGAACACACAGAGCAGAGAGACCCUUUGAAUGCUGUGAGUGUGGGAAAACCUUCAUUUGGCACUCUCACCUUAUUGCGCAUCAGAGAAUCCACACCAGUGCGAAACGCUAUGAGUACCGUGAGGGUGGGAAAACCUUCACUCCGAACUCAAACCUUAUUGCACAUCACAAAAUCCACACAGGUGAGAAACCUUAUGAGUGUGGCGAGUGUGGGAAAAACUUCACUCAGAGCUCAGACCUUACUACCCAUCAGAGAAUCCAUACGGGGGAGAGACCCUAUGAAUGCCGUGAGUGUAAGAAAAGCUUCAUUCGACGGUCACACCUGAUUACGCAUAAAAGAAUCCACACAGGAGAGAGGCCCUAUGAAUGCUGUGAGUGCGGGAAAAGCUUCACUGCCAGCUCAAACCUUAUUCAGCAUCAGAGGAUCCACACAGGGGAGAGGCCCUAUGAAUGCAGCGAGUGUGGGAAAAGUUUCACUCAGAGCUCAGACCUUACUACACAUCAGAGAAUCCAUACAGGGGAGAGACCCUAUGUAUGCUGUGAGUGCGGGAAAAGCUUCAUUCGACGGUCACACCUGAUUACGCAUCAGAGAAUCCACACAGGUGAGAAACCCUAUGAAUGUUGUGAGUGCGGGAAAAGCUUCACUGCCAGUUCAAACCUUAUUCAGCAUCAGAGAAUCCACACAGGGGAGAGGCCAUACCAAUGUUGCGAGUGUGGGAAAAGCUUCACUCAGAGCUCAGAACUUGCUACACAUCAGAGAAUGCACAAGGGAGAGAGACCCUAUGAAUGCUGUGAGUGUGGGACAAAUUUCACUGACCGCUCCGCCUUUCUCAAUCAUCAGCGAAUCCACACCGGAGAGAGACCGUACGUAUGCUUUGAGUGCGGGAAAACCUUCACUCGGAGCUCAAACCUCAUUACACAUCAGAGAAUUCACACAGGUGAGAAACCCUACGAAUGCAGUGAGUGCGGGAAAAGAUUCACUCACAGCUCAAACCUUAUAACGCAUCAGAGAAUCCACACAGCGGAAAGGCUCUAUCAAUGUGAGUGCGGGAAAAGCUUCACGGAGAGCUCGGCCCUUCUUAAACAUCGGAGAAUCCACGCAGGAGACAAACCCUACAAAUGCUGUGAGUGCGGGAAAACCUUCACUCGGAGCUCCGCCUUUAUCUCUCAUCAGAGAAUCUGCAAGGGAGAGAAACGCCAUAAAAAACUUUAGGGCUACCGAAAAAAAAAAUUUCUUGUGCUAAUUCCCACGUAGUAAUCUUUAAGGCUGUUUGAACCAUUUGCAUCACUGUUAUCCCUCAGCUUGUCCAGAUGAGUUGCCCAUUUUUGCUUUUUGCCAUUUGCCGUGUUUUGAGGUGGUUCCAAUUGUCUUUUCUAUCAACUCCAUUGUCCCAUGAGUAAUGGGAGUGCGUCCCUCCUUCCAGGAACCAGGGAGCAUCACAUUUAUACCGUUCCUCCUAUUGCAAAGGUACUGUUAAUCUCCAAUGAACAGAUUGUUCUGGGUUGUGCUGAAGAGCAGUUAUUUUUGGACAUUUUUAUUUUCAUUUUAAAUAUAUUUAAAUAUGGUAAAAAGCAGGCGGUGCAGGGGGAAAAGUGUCAUUUCAGCCUCUGCGACACAGGAAGGAGAUGGGGUAACUCAGAGAUUCCUUCCUUCCCCAUCACUGCAGAACUGUUAAACUCUGCCUGGCUCAGACAGGAGGUAUCUUCAUCACAUUCAGUCCCUCAACCUCUCAGAGUCAUGUGAUGCAGUGUUUGUGUUUGGAGAUGAUGCUUUGACUUCUUUAAUCCUAUAUCGGAGUCGCUCUGACUGGAGAGGAAAGUGUCAAAGACCUGGAAGGGGAAUUCAAAUGGAUCUCAAACACAUUGUGAUCAUUUGGAGUUUAAAUCCCAGGUUCCAUCUAUUGGCAAAGCCACUUCUGGCAAGGUGGCUGUUUUUCCCCCCAUUGUGAGGAUGCUAAAACUUUUGUAUAUAAUUUAACUCAAAAAAUGAGACAGUACUUAAUGAAGCGGGUUUGAAUGGAUCAGAGGAGAAUGUCAUGGGAGAAUCAUGUCUUGAUUCUGAGUUAUUAGAUGUAAUCUGCUCUGGAUUUUUCCCUUGACACUUUUAUUGUCAUGUAUUCUGUCUCUCUAUGAUGUGGGUUUCUAUCUCUCCUGAAGAAUGUUUGGUCACCCAACUGGAUAUUAGUUUAGUUUGACAGGAUAUAGCUCAGAUUUAUUGGAGACUUUGAGACAAAUGACCAUUUGCCAAAGUCAUUACUUCUCACUUCAGCGUUGUUUUUUCCCCGCCCCUCCAUGAUGACAUGGAGAAAGUUCAAGUGCAGCUCUGUCAACAGGAGAGAACUCUCCAAUUUACUGGACAUGCUAACAAAGAAACAGCAAUGAUUUAAAAUCUCCACUCGGAAAUGGUGACCACCAGCAGACUGAACUGAAGGAAGUGCAGAUGAUCACAUUGUUUAAGUCAAUAUCGUCUCAGAUGAUCUGGGGAGAGAAUUCCACCGUAAGUGAGUUGGAGCUAGGCAAAAUGCCCCUGUAUUCAGUACCCAGAGCAUUUGUAACCCAGGCUCUACAGAAGAUCUCUCCUAGCUAAUCCUAUGAUAUGGGAAAUGCUGCCCUUCACGAUGCAGUGUGUGGAAGGAAUAGAAGUGGGUUUUUUGUUGAAUUUAUCCUUUGUAGGAGCCACAAAUAUGUAUAAAAUGUAAUAGCUGCAGAAAAAUAGCCAUUUUUAAUAGAAACGUCACUUAUGGUAACGUACAGAGAUUCUGAUCCAGGCCUGUAUCUAGUUCCUAGUCUAGACCCGUGCCACUGCAUUAAAGAAAAUUUGGGCAUAUUUGGGGAAGCCAUUCCGCACUAACACUGCUGGUUUGGAGUAUCAGAGGGGUAGCCGUGUUAGUCUGAAUCUGUAAAAAGCAACAGAGGGUCCUGUGGCACCUUU